AUGGAGCCCACCUCAGCCCCUUCCCACAGAGGGGCAGUGCCCUGGCAUAUUCUCCUGCUCACAGAGACCAAAGAGGACAGUGCUGAUGUGGGGACACAGCAGGGAGAUUCUUAUGGAAGGGCCUCACUCAUAACCUUCUCGGCCCUGCCCACUACUGCCCAGCAGUCCCCUGAUAUAUUUGUGAAGUUGAUGCUGCUCCAGUUUUCUGAAGGGAAUGACGUUCUUCUACUUGUCCACAACCUGCCAGAAAAUGUUACACAGUUAGACUGGUUCAGAGACAAAUGCCAACCUGACAAAAACAUUGGGACAUUGACACUAAACCCAGAAAAUAUAUCAAAUGGUCCUGCAAACAGAGACAGAGAAACUAUUUACCCCAAUGGGUCCCUGCUGAUCCGAAAUCUAAUCAAACAAGACACUGGGAUCUACCUUAUAAAAGUCACUACAGUGAGUGGUGAAGAGAAAUAUGGACAGAGAAUACUCCGUGUCUAUGAGCCAUUACCCAAAGUUCACAUCACAGUCAACAAUUCGAAUCCCUUGGAGCAGGAAGACUCUGUGGUGCUGACAUGUGAACCCAAGAGUCCAGGCACAACCUACCGGUGGUUCUUCAACACUCUGCUUGUCCAGCCCAGCACCAGCCAUCAGCUUUCCUCAGACAGCAGGAUUCUGACUGUGCUCCAUGUCACAAGGAACAACACAGGACCCUAUAAGUGUGAAAUCUCAAACCAAAUGAAUGCCCACCACAGCGACCCAUUCAACCUGACUGUUCUCUAUGGCCCAGAUGGCCCCAUCAUCUCCCCCUCAAAAUACAGCUAUAGUCGAGGAGAGAAUCUCAGCCUCUCAUGUCUCACAGCCUCUAACCCACCUGCACAAUAUUCAUGGUAUGUGGGCAAGAAGCUCCUGGUGUCCACACAUAACCUCUUCAUCCCCAGUCUCUCUCUGAAUGACAGUGGGUCCUUUUCCUGCCUCGUCAGAAACUCAGUCACACAAUUCAAUAGAACCAUGGAGAUCAAUAUCACAGUCUUCGAGCCAGUAGCUGCGCCCUCUAUUCAAGCCUCCAAUACCACAGUGACAGAGUGUGCCAGCCCCGUGGCCCUGACCUGCCUCACGGAUGACACUGGAGUCUCCACCCGAUGGUACCUCAAUGAUAAGGAUCUGCAGUCCGCAGAGAGGAGGAUGCUAUCUGCUAACAACAGGACCCUCAUCCUCCAGCCAGUCCUGAUGGCCGAUGAGGGGGACUAUCAGUGUGAGGUGUCCAACCCCAUCAGUUCUAAAAGAAGUGACGACAUCAGGCUGCAGGUGACACGAAAAGGUACCACAGGUAUGCCAGUGGGGACCUUCCUCAACAUCCUCAUUGGGGUCCUGAUUGGGGUGAAGCUGACAGUGGCCAUUGGCUGCUUCCUGUUUCUCAGAAGGUCUAAAAGGAACCCAGGACAGCAUGAUCCCAGAGAGCAGCAGUUCACGGCACCCCCCCUUGGCCCUGAUGCUCCCAGAAGCUCUGCUGUCCAGUCUGAAAACCUGGAGAGCAGUCAGUGGUCUGCCUUCUCCGAGUUUAAGAUGAGUGUGGGGAUGGAGCUGCUCUCAAGACCAGAGGCCCAGAUCACCCCACAACUCAGCCUGGUGAUGCUUCAGGUUCAGGAGUAA
Messenger RNA from Suncus etruscus (white-toothed pygmy shrew), 1641 nucleotides. Its product is annotated as carcinoembryonic antigen-related cell adhesion molecule 6-like. The transcript has 11 exons. The record is from RefSeq and is a predicted model, not a curated record. Gene Ontology annotation, biological process: heterophilic cell-cell adhesion. Gene Ontology annotation, cellular component: cell surface. Lineage: Eukaryota; Metazoa; Chordata; Mammalia; Eulipotyphla; Soricidae. The coding region runs from base 1 to 1641 and encodes 546 amino acids.